AAAGCCUAUCACAAAGGCAUUUGUCAAGAGAUCAUAACAUUAAUGACUAAUGGUUAUAAAACAACAGCUUCCUUCAGAAUGAGGAUAAAUUUAUUGAGGCCAUCUUAACUGUGCAAAAUUGAGUCAAUGACAAAAACAAGUACAGUCGAAACUCGAUAUCUCAAACUCGCUUACCUCGAAAUUCCGCUUAAGUCGAAGAAAUUUUCAAGUCCCUUCAAAUUUCCUUCUUUAUAUAUGUAAUUCAACUCCGGUUACGUCCAAAUUUGACUUACCGAGACUCCGAAUGUGUCGAAAGGGAUUUUCAGAUCCGUCAGUAAAAUUCAAGUGCAUUGUAAACUCGGUAAGUCGAAUUGAGGAAAAUACGCAAUAAAAUUUCACACAUCUCUUUGUGAAUGUGGUUGGUUUUUCACACAUGUCCAUGUUAUUGCCUAACCAGAGAGCGGCGAUGCCAACAUAUCAAAGGUGCGGCGAUAAACAAAGUGAGAUGAUGAUAUACUUGUUUGCACGUGCCAUAAUUAUAAUUGUUAGAUGUAAACAUUAGAUUUCUUAAUCAGCGGUCAUUUGUUUUUGAGACGUUAUGAAAAUUGCUUUUAAUUUAAACUAAUGAAUUAAUUAGUUUGAACAGCUAGGAUCUUUGAUAAGGAUUAAUUAGAGGUAAUUGCGAUGUUAAUGUAUAAAAAUUAACUCCUUGGGGGAAUGUAUCAUUCGUUCAAAAUGUCAGAUCGAAAUGCUGUCAAUCCUCAGGGAGAGAAACGUGGUACAAAACGAAACUUUGCUCAAAAACAUUUGAGGUUAGUAUCAUUUUCAUUCUUCAAAAAAGUGAAAACUUUAGUAAACACAAACUGUACGGAAUCGUGUACGUGUAUAGUGCCUAAAGCGUAUACACAGCAUCACGGAAACAGCGUUUAUUUUUUAUUAAAAUUUCUCGUAACUAAACCAACUUUUUUCAUCAUUUCGUCCAUACGUCGCUUCUCAUAUCUCGAAUUUCGGUUAUCUCGAAAUAAAAGGCACGGUCCCUUGAAAUUCGAGAUAUCGAGUUUCGACUGUACUUUAUAAUUGCAAAAACUUAAAAAGGAGGAAAAUUUCUCAAGGAGUUUUCAAGGAUAACUUAACCACACAAUUACUGAAGCUAUAAUUUUUCUCUUGUAUCAAAAUGGUCUUCAAAGUUCUGAAAUAGAUCUUAAUAAUGAGAGAAACCAAUUAAUCUAAAAUAAUCAUGGAUCUACUCGCUUAUAUUGGAUUAUUGGUUUACAAUUCUGUAUGUGUUGCUGCUGAAAUGAAUAUUAUAAAUGAUGGCUGUGUACAAACUGGACAAGCUAUACACUGUGACAUCAUUCCUGAACAAAUACCUGACAAUGUGACACAAGUUUUCCUACAAGCAAUACAAACUGUCAGGGUUAUGACUGCUGAGAAUUUGAAUGGAAGUAAUUGGGAAAAUAUAAAAUUCUUGCAAAUUUUUGAUGCCACUAGCACGAAAAACAGAAACUCUUUAGAAGUAAUAGGAACUUAUGCUAUGACUAAACUUUGGUUGCUGGAAGAACUACAAAUUGUUUCUGUACAAUUGAGAAUAUUAUAUCGAAAUUCAUUUGCUGGACUGAAAAAUCUUAAAAUAUUAAACUUUACUGGCUGUGAACUAUUACGUAUGUCAUAUAUAACCAAGUCCAUCUCUGGUGUCAAUACCUUGCCAAUGCUGGAAGUGUUUUCAAUGUCAUUUGUAAGCUCACAAUAUGGUGUCGACUUGGACGAGGAAUUCUUUAAAGCUCUUGCCCCAAAGCCAAUAAAACUACUUGAUAUGCAUCAAAUUGAAAUCAAUAAUAAAAUAGAGCACCAAAGAUACCUUAAAGGAAUUACUGAUACUUUAGAAUAUUUAAAUGUUUCAAAGACAAACUGGCCACAAAAAAUAUUUGGAAACUGGGAUUUCAAUGUACGAUUUGACAAGCUGAAACUUCUAAAUGCCAGUUAUACAUCAACAUCUUUUGUAUCUUUAUCAAAAUAUUUACCACUUAUCAUGAGAAAUACAUACGAAUUAACUAUACAACGCAUGACAAUGGCAUCAAAUGUAGAAACGGUGGAUGUAUCUGGGAUAAAUGAUCAGAAUUACCGUGCUGAAUUUCAUAAUCUUACAGUUCAUCUUGUGGGCACUGGAUAUUCAGAAUGGAGGAUGAAAAACAUAAUUUUAAAAAAUAACAAACUGAAACAUUUAGAUAUAACAUUCCCAUGUUACAAGUCAAAUUUGGAAAGUUUGGAUUUUUCUCUUAAUGAAAUUGAAUUUCUGCAACCAAAGCUCUGCCCAUGCUGCUAUAAUCUUCAAGAAAUCAAUCUCUCAAACAAUAAACUUUUCAAAAUGGCCAACAGGAAUUACUCUCUAUUUGCACAGCUGAUUGUUUCCUAUCCAAACCUCAAAAGGCUUAAGCUUUCUUCAAAUCAACUGACUAGAAUUCCAAAGGAAAUGUUUCAAAGAAACAAGAAUUUAGAAACAAUUGACUUAUCCGAUAAUCUCCUCCAACAGAUCACAUUCAAUCUCAACAAUCUUAGUAAUUUGAAAGUACUCGACCUAAGAAACAACAGAAUCUCAGUCUUGGAUCAAAACUCAAUGAAGAUCCUGAAUUCACUGCUUGUGACCAACAACCUAUUUCAAAACAUCUCUGGAAUUCUUCAAAUAGCCAACAACCCAUUCUCAUGCUCUGAAUGUGGCACUUUAGCCUCAAUAAAAUGGCUUUCAACGACAACUCAUAUGCAAGGGGACAUAACCUGCAAGAAUCCUCAAGGAAAUUUCAUCCCUGUUGACCAUAAUGCUGCGACUUUUGUACAAGAAGAAUGUGACAGACCAAUUCGCAUAAGAAAUACAAUACUGUUGUCUGUGCUGUUACCAAUAUCAACUAUAACAUUUACCAUUCUUAGCCUGUAUAAAUGGCAGAAGUAUCAGCAACAGAAACAUUACAAGAAGAACAUGGAGGAAAAACUUCAACAAAUUCAAAACAACAAACUUGAGACAAAAUAUCUUGUGUUCCUAUCAUUCAGUAGUUUUGAUUACAACUUUCUUUACAACAAUGUUUAUGAACCGCUUAAACAUCAUUUACAAGAAAAAACAGGAACUGACAGAGAUCUGAUCUGUUUCGGUGAUAAAAACUUCCAAUUAGGAAAACCAAUCAAUGAUGAAAUGGUUCUUUGUCUUCAAGAAUCGGCUAUUGUGAUGUUACUCCUUUCUCGUAAUUUUUGUCACAGUGAAUUCUGCAGAAUGGAGUUUGAUAUGGCCCUCCUUAUGAAGAAACCAUUCAUUCUCAUGAUGAAAGAGGAACUAGAUGAAAAAGAAAUGGUACCCAGCUUGCAACAGCUCUUUAAAAGAAACACAAGAUUAUUAUGGGAAAGACAGGGGAAUAGUUUUUACCUUAGGACAUCCUGGGAUAAUGUGUGUAACUCAAUUUUAGAUCUAGUUCCAUAACUGAAAACAAUUUACUCUGAGCUUGAAUUUUGAGACAAAUGCGAACUGCAGUUAUGACAAACAAGAGGGUCAUGAUGACCCUGGAUCGCUCACCAGAGUAAUAUGAGCUACAUGUUUCAAAUGUCAAACUGAUGAUUUUUAGAAAUUUUUUGGAAGAUUUUCCGAUGUCAAUCAAGUAACCCCUGGGGCGGGGCCAAUUUUACCCCGGGGGUCAUGAUUUGAAUAAAGUUUGUAGAAGUCUACUUGGCAAUGUUACCUAUCAAAUAUCUAAGAUCUAGGCCUUCUGGUUUAUUUUUAGCAAAUUUAUGAAGAUUUCCCUAUGUACAAUCAAGUAACCCCUGGACCUGGGUCAAUAUGACCCUGGGUGGGGGGGGUGGGUCAAGAUUUGAAUAAAUUUUGUAGAGAUCCACUAGGCAAUGCUACAUGUCAAAUAUCUAAGCUCUAUGCCUUCUGGUUUAUUUUUAGAAAAUUUUGAAGAUUUUUCUAUGUACAAUCAAGUAACCCCAUGGGGCGGGGUCAAUUUGAACCAGGGGGUCAUGAUUUGAACAAAUUUUGUAGAAGUCUACUAGGCAAUGCUACAUGUCAAAUAUCUAAGAUCUAGGCCUUCUGGUUUAUUUUUAGAAAUUUUUUGAAGAUUUUCCUAUGUAAAAUCAAGUGACCCUGGGGCAGGGGUCAUGAUUUGAGCAAAUUUUGUAGAGGUCCACUAGGCAAUAUUACAUGUCAAAUAUCUAAGCUCUAGGCCUUCUGGUUUAUUUUUAGAAAUUUUUUAAGAUUUUCCUAUAGAAAUCUAUGUAAAAUCAAGUGACCCCAAGGGCAGGGUCAAUUUUGACCCCGGGGUCAUGAUUUGAACAAGUUUUGUAGAGGUCCACUAGGCAAUGCUACAUGUCAAAUAUCUAAGCUCUAGGGCUUCUGGUUUUUGAGAAGAAGAUUUUUUAAGAUUUUCCUAUGUAAAAUCAAGUGACCCCUGGGGCGGGGUCAAUUUUGACCCCGGGGUCAUGAUUUGAACAAACUUGGUAGAGGUCCACUAGGCAAUGCUUCACACCAAAUAUCUAAGCUCUAGGCUUCUGGUUUUUGAGAAGAAGAUUUUUAAAGUUUUUCCUUUCAGUUGCCAUGGCAACCAGAGUUCUGCAUGGAAUUCUUUGAAUAAUGUUUGUAGAGCUUCACCCAAGGAACAUUCCUGUGAAGUUUGGAUGAAAUUGGCCUAGCGGUUUAUGUCGUUUAAAGCAAAAGUUUACGAACGACGGACAACGGACGCCGGACGGUGAGUGAUCCUAAUAGCUCCCCCUGAGCCUUUGGCUCUGGUGAGCUAAAAACUAAAACAUGUGACUGUCAUUUUUAUAAUCAACAUUUGUUUAUAUUGUGUCUGUGUUUAUCUAAUGAAAUGGUUAUUUGCUAUAAAAGUCUUCACCAGGAGGAACAAUCUCCAUAACUCUGAUUUGAAUUUUGACAGAGUUAUGUCAAUUUUCAAGUUAGAAUUUCUUGACUACAGUAUUAUAAAGUUUUCACUGGCAAAACUCUAAUUCAGAGUCAAGCACUAAUAAAGGUCGAGUGCGCUGUCUUACAGACAGUUUUUGUAUUAAAUUUUAAUAGAAUUUUAGAUUCUGAAUAUGUUCUUAAUAUGUAUGGAUGUUUUUAAUGUUGUAUACAGUCUCUUACAAAUCAAAUUUGAUUGGUACUAUACUUUGUUUGUAACUCUAUUAUUUGUGUUUGUAUUGUUUGUCAUGUAUAGUAAUGAGACUCUAAAAAAGAUAUAUAUAUGAGCCGCACCAUUAGAAAGCCAACAUAGUGCAUUUGCAACCAGCAUGGAUCCAGACCAAUCUGCGCAUCCGCACAGUCUGGUCAGGAUCCAUGCUGUUCGCUAACAGUUUCUCUAAUUGCAAUAGGCUUUGAAAGCGAACAGUAUGGAUCCUGACCAGACUGAGUAGAUGCGCAGGCUGGUCUGGAUCCAUGCUGGUCGCAAACGCAUUAUGUUGGUUUUCUCAUGGCGUGGCUCAUAUAUUAUCUGAAUGCCACAAAUAAGCAUAAUAAGCUUCCUUGCUAUGUUUAAUAAUAAUACUUUUCCUAUU
Molecule: messenger RNA, 5508 nt
Organism: Mercenaria mercenaria
Lineage: Eukaryota; Metazoa; Mollusca; Bivalvia; Venerida; Veneridae
Product: toll-like receptor 2
Exons: 1
Coding region: 1217-3442 (741 amino acids)
Biological process (GO): immune response; toll-like receptor signaling pathway
Cellular component (GO): membrane
Molecular function (GO): transmembrane signaling receptor activity; protein binding
Source: RefSeq, a predicted model, not a curated record